GAAAAAGCAAACGUUUACGUUUUGUGUGUGGCCCCGAAUAUUUUUUCCGCCGUUCCGUGGUAAAACCGUGGUGCCGAAAUAAAGGAUGUCGCGGCAAAACACACGCUUGGAUACGAAGAAAGUGUGGUAAAUUCUAAUUCCCGGAAGUGUGCGUGUGCGUAUGUGUAUGUGUGUAUGUGUGUAUGUGUGGAUUUCGUGUGCAUCCUGCCAAAGGGGGUCCUCCAGCAUAGCAGGCGGCUGAGUUGGCUUCCAGUGUGGGUCGCAGGAUCUGGAAUGAUCUGGAGCGGGACCAGCGGGAGGAGCGGUCGAUGCCAGAAACCAGCCAUUCUAAUCACAGCAACGUGCGGGCAGUAGAGGCUAGCGGGUUUUCCGGCCUUCAGUAAAAGAACUGUUACAAACAAUGAUAAGCAUGAACAACAGCGCAACGAUUGCGAACGGUUACAGCGGAGUGACGCUGUCCGAUCUGAAUGGUGCGACGACGACAACGGCGACGGCACCCGGGACCACCGGCGGCGGUAUUCAGCUGGUGCAGCUCGGUCAGAUGAUGCCGGAUGGGACUACGCAGCAAAUAUUCGUGCCCAACUUGCAGCAGCUGAACGCUGGUGGACAGCAAUCGAUACAGGUCAUUCCGAUCGGAUCCUUUCCCCAACAAACGAUGACCGUGGCACCGGCGGGUACUGCGGCUGGAACCACAAUACAAGCGGCGGCCGCUGCACCGCAGCAGCAACAGUACAUACAGUAUUCGCUUGAUGGUGGGCAAACGUAUGUGUACCAGGCAAUCGCUGCCCCGGAACAAACUUACCAGAAUGUUAGUCUUCCGAUCGUUCAGCUGCCGGCCGGACAAACGCUCGGUGCUCCAGGGACAGCGCUUACCUUUGCGCCCGCCGUUAACCACGCGAUGGCUUCGAUGCAGCAGGCCACCGCCAAUACCACCACCAUUGAUGCUAGCGCGCUACAAAACAUUAUAACGGCUCCGGUCACGAUAGCGUCACCCUAUCAAACGGCCGCCUCAGUUCAGGACGGUCAUAAACCUGACGCGGUUUCACACGCUGUAAGCCCCACCCUGGCAACGCAGCAGCAGCAUCAGCAGCACCACCAGCACCAGCAACAGCAACAACAGCAGGCCAUAUUCCAAACGGCAACCGUUUCUCUAGCUAGUCCAGAGCAAAGCGCAGUUAGUACCGUUACCAUACCAACGCCACAGGUUGCUGUACCUUCGGGGAGCGCAACGGCAGUCACGGCGACUGUGAUCCAACCAACUGAGCUGGACACGGACCAGGAACCGCUGUAUGUGAACGCGAAGCAGUACAACCGAAUACUUAAGCGAAGGCAGGCCCGGGCUAAGCUAGAGGCCAUGGGCAAAAUACCGAAGGUGCGGCCAAAGUAUCUUCACGAAUCGCGCCACCGGCAUGCCAUGAAUCGGGUACGAGGCGAAGGAGGCCGUUUCCAUACCUUCGAUCAAGAGUCGAAAUCGUGAACGGCGCUCGCUCGACGCAGAUGAAAGACGAAGUCCAAAGACCCCUCAUCCCUUAUCACAUCCCACACCAUCUGGUGCCACCCGGACUGAGCAAACAUGGAACAGUGGUAGAACAGAGCUUCGCGACGUGGCACAUGACCGGGCGUGGCCAUCGUUCGCGAUCAGAACGAACGCAUUGUACAUAGUAGCGUACGCGAGACCCGAUUUAUCUUUUAAAGCACACUGUAAGACACCGGUAUCAAGGAAAACCCCAAUAAAAUCCUAAUCGACAGCGAUUCUACAAGCGAACAAGCUGCAGUGAUAGCAACGUCACA
This is a messenger RNA of Anopheles darlingi, 1791 nucleotides long. Its product is annotated as trafficking protein particle complex subunit 3-like. Lineage: Eukaryota; Metazoa; Arthropoda; Insecta; Diptera; Culicidae. The record is from RefSeq and is a predicted model, not a curated record. The transcript has 2 exons. The coding region runs from base 401 to 1477 and encodes 358 amino acids. Gene Ontology annotation, cellular component: cytosol; TRAPP complex; CCAAT-binding factor complex. Gene Ontology annotation, biological process: endoplasmic reticulum to Golgi vesicle-mediated transport; regulation of transcription by RNA polymerase II; intra-Golgi vesicle-mediated transport. Gene Ontology annotation, molecular function: RNA polymerase II cis-regulatory region sequence-specific DNA binding; DNA-binding transcription factor activity, RNA polymerase II-specific.